AUGUUUUCCUUGUUGUCACGUCUUCUCAUGAAUGCUUCCCAGUCGGUGGAGUCAAAGAACGCUUUUAGCUCACAUUCAGUGACUGUUGUACAGAAACUCGUUAUUCCUAACUGUGUGUGGCAGGCAGGAAGGUAAAUUCAUAUUGAAUGUUGCUGAAUAGGUGUGCUGUAUUUAAUGCACCUUUUUAAACAGGACUUUUGACAAUGCCAAAUGUUUGUUACAAUUUGAGCAACAAUGUGAACGAACUUCUUUUACUUCCAGAACUGCUGCCGCUGUCCGUUCUGCAGCCAUCUCUUGUCUCUGGGCGUUACUAAACUCUAAUUUGUUAUCUUCUCAAUAUGCCGCGCAAGUAAUGAAGGAUCUUCUCACUCAGGUAUUGCAAAUCCACACUUGAACUCUGAACAUACUUUUUGAAGACUAGUGUGUGUGUGUGUGUUUUUUUUUAACAAACUGAGGCCUUUUUGUUAUCUUUCCUAAAGCUUAUAACUUGCUUGGACGACCAUAAUCAAACAACACGGCUUGUAACAUGUAAAGCUCUUCAAAGAUUACUGGUAUCCUGCAAAGACACUUUUAAUGGUAAUGUGUUUCUUUUCUCAGUUACGCUAGUUAUGUGGCAGAAUGACUGAACAAGGGUAGUGUCACCGUAAUUUAGUGCUACUUGUUGAUAGCAACGCAAUUUCCUUAAGAGUGACCUGGUCUUAGUGCAAGUUACUUUAGAAGGCUGAUGUGGCUAAUCAAAACUGUUCAAGUGUCUUUGCUCAUAAGUGGGGGGGGGGGGNGAUUUUGUCAUUGAAGGGAAUGGCAGGAUCUGAUUGGGUGGAAAUAGUAUUAGCCAAUCAAACAGAUAUUGCGAGGUUUAAUUCCACUAUAGGUGAGAUACUGUGGGACUAGCACCGUCUAGUACGUCUAAUUCUAGUUGACGUAAAGUUUACUUUGUCCCUUCUGUCUAUUUUCAGUGGAUAUGCUUCACCAAAUCUACCCAGAGUUACUGAAAAGAAUGGAUGAUAGUAGUGAUGAAAUUAGGGUCGUUGUCACCAAAACCUUUCUUGCUUAUUUUAGGUGAGGAUUAUAAACUGUUAGUCAAGUACCUUUAUAGAUGUGGUUCAAUUUUGUCCUUGGUUCUGAUUUCAUUUUCCUUCGUUUUAAACUCAUCAAACAUUACCAUAUCCAAAAGCAAAGGAAUAUAAAAUUUGAUCUAAGGAAAAAAUUGAGCCACAACAUAAACGCUCUAAUAUUUGAUAGACUAACUAAAAAAGAGGAGUGUUUCAGCCAUUAUCUCGACCGGUUCUGAGAAGCAGAAUGAAAAGACUAGGCGCGGCCAAGUUGAGCGAUUUUCGUCCUUUAAAAGAUUGAUUUCAGAAAAUGUUCGAUACUUGUUUUCGGCCAAAGAGACCUACAAUCCUCGCCAAAAAUCCUUGAAACACCCAUGCACUUCCCUUUCCCUCUGCAAUAUUGAGAUGUGAUUGCAACGUUUCAGGGCUACAAAAACAUUAGAAAAGGGAAAGGAAAGGGAGAGAAAUUUCCCAAAGUUUUUCAAGGUUUUUGUCUGCCAUAGUGGUUCGAGGUUUUUGUCUAAGAUUGUAGCUAUAAGGUGGAAACAGUAUUGUGCGAUUGACCAAAAUAAAGAUUUUAUGCUUGGAGAACCACACUGAUCAUUAUAACGAGAUGCGGGGUCUUUGUUCUUCACCUUUACAGAGAUUUUGCCCUUUUAUUGGAAUAGUACAUCACGCACAAUAAGGAGCUCGACCUCGUAAGGCUUUUGCCAUUGACACACGGGUUUCUAAAGCUAAGUAGGUAAAGCCGCCAUUUUUCCGCGUGGACUAUCAUAUCCUGAGCCUGUGUUAACUCCUCAGACUACUUUCGACUCGAUUUAAUUUUGUAUGCCAUUUGGGUUCUGAAAUGCCCCAUUGACCUUUCAGCGCUUGUGAAAGACAUGCACUCGAAUGUAUGGUUCAUUGUAAUGCAGAAUAAUUUGUCGUUUUAUGGUUACUGUGUAUUUCAUUUCCUGCCAGAGCGUUUCCUUCAAAGUACGACCACGACUUGUACAAGUUACAUUUGGAAGCCAUGUUUAAAGGUCUUCUAGUUCAUCUUGAUGACCCAACAUCUUCUAUACAGGUAAAAUUACUCUUGCUCAUCUGA
Messenger RNA from Porites evermanni, 2139 nucleotides. NCBI's taxonomy places the organism in Eukaryota, Metazoa, Cnidaria, Anthozoa, Scleractinia, Poritidae. The record is from the annotation of a GenBank genome assembly.